This is a messenger RNA of Equus quagga, 531 nucleotides long. RefSeq names its product GTPase IMAP family member 1-like. The record is from RefSeq and is a predicted model, not a curated record. NCBI's taxonomy places the organism in Eukaryota, Metazoa, Chordata, Mammalia, Perissodactyla, Equidae. Gene Ontology annotation, molecular function: GTP binding. Gene Ontology annotation, cellular component: endoplasmic reticulum.
GACGUCAUCGACACCCCGGACCUGUUCGGCGCCGAAGACCCCAGGACAGAGCCGGGCUGCGGCGAGAGGGGCCGCUGCUACCUGCUCUCGGCGCCCGGGCCCCACGCCCUGCUCCUCGUCAGCCAGCUGGGCCGCUUCACCGCCCAGGACCAGCAGGCCGCGCGCCGGCUCAAGGCCAUGUUCGGCGACGGCGCUGUGGCGCGCACGGUCCUGCUCUUCACGCACAAGGAGGACCUGGCCGGGACCUCGCUGCAGGACUACGUGCGCUGCACCGACAACCGCGCGCUGCGGGAACUGGUGGCCGAGUGCGGCGGCCGCGUCUGCGCCUUCGACAACCGCGCCAGCGGCACGGAGCGGGAGGCCCAGGUGGCCGAGCUCAUGGCGCUGCUGGAGCGGCUGGUGCGCGCGCACGGGGGCGCGCCCUACACCAACGACGUGUACGGCCUGGCGCGCCCCGAGGAGCGGCUGCGCAGGGUGGCGGAGAGCGUGGCGGCCCGCGUGCAGCGGCGGCGGGGGCGCGGGCUGCUGGCG